Messenger RNA from Xenopus tropicalis (tropical clawed frog), 2711 nucleotides. RefSeq lists its product as uncharacterized. The record is from RefSeq and is a predicted model, not a curated record. Gene Ontology annotation, biological process: DNA biosynthetic process; DNA integration; DNA recombination. Lineage: Eukaryota; Metazoa; Chordata; Amphibia; Anura; Pipidae. Gene Ontology annotation, molecular function: hydrolase activity; DNA-directed DNA polymerase activity; nucleotidyltransferase activity. The coding region runs from base 1 to 2682 and encodes 893 amino acids. The transcript has a single exon.
AUGAAAGCCAGAUCUGUGCCAUAUGCUUUACGUCCAAAAAUUGAAGCUGAACUUGAACGUCUCACAGCACAAGGGGUCUUUGAGCCAGUGACACACACACAAUGGGCAACCCCAAUUGUGCCAGUUCUUAAACCUAAUGGUGAUGUGAGACUCUGUGGAGACUAUAAAUGCACAGUAAAUAAAGCUCUUAAUCAGCAUCCAUAUCCUGUGCCUGCUGUGAAUCAACUGUUAUCCACACUAGCUGGUGGCAAGGUUUUUGCAAAACUUGAUCUUGCCCAGGCAUACCAACAGUUGUUGGUGGAUGAAGCUUCUGCAGAUGCCCAGACUAUUAUUACCCAUCGGGGUGCAUUCAGGGUAAAGCGCCUCCAGUUUGGAAUUUCAACCGCACCAGGAAUAUUCCAGCACUUUAUGGAAACCUUGCUAUCCAGCAUUCCUGGUGUUGUACCAUAUUUUGAUGAUGUUCUACUAAUGGGGCCAUCUGAAAGUAUACUGGCUGACCGCCUUAGAGAAGUACUAUCUCGUUUUGAUUCAUCAGGCAUUCGUUUAAAAAAAGAAAAGUGUGAGAUUGGAGCUACCAGUGUAAACUUCUUGGGGUACCGUAUAGAUGCUUCAGGCAUUCAUCCUACAGAAAGUAAAGUGAAAGCUAUCCAUGAUGCACCUGAACCAAAAUGUAAACAAGAACUUCAAGCAUUCCUUGGGUUGCUCAAUUUCUAUCACAGCUUCCUUGCUCACAAGGCAACAGUGGCAGAGCCUCUUCAUCGCUUGUUUGACAAAGGGGUCCCAUGGAAUUGGACUCCUAAACAUUCAGAGGCCUUCUGCAAAGUUAAACAGUUGCUGACAUCUGAUUCUCUUCUUGUCCAUUAUGAUGAAGAUCGGCCAUUAAUACUUACUACAAAUGCAUCUCCUUAUGGUGUUGGCGCUGUUCUUAGCCACAUUCUCCCAAAUGGUAAAGAGGCACCAGUUGCUUAUUACUCUAGGACAAUGACAUCAGCAGAGAGGAACUAUGCACAAAUUGAUAAAGAAGUAUUAGCUAUCAUAGCUGGUGUUAAGAAGUUUCAUAAUUACCUCUAUGGACAUACAUUUGAAAUCCACACUGAUCAUAAACCAUUACUGGGUUUGCUCUCAAAAGAUAGCCCUACUCCUAAUGUUAUGUCACCUCGAAUGCUCAGAUGGAGUAUCGUGCUAAGUGCUUAUGAUUACACUCUUCUUUAUAAACCUGGAAAAUCAAUCUUAAAUGCUGAUGCUUUGAGUCGCUUGCCUUUACAGAUCCCAGACUGCUCACUACCCCCUUUACUUGAAGUACUUAUGCUUGAAUCCCUCCCUGAUUCUCCACUGGAAGCUACUGAGAUUGCUCAUAUGACUGCAAAGGAUCCAAUCCUUUCUCGUGUUCUCAACUGGGUGUGGAGGGGAUGGACAAAUGAAAAGUUGUCUGAAGAGUUCAGACCAUAUUCAAACCGUCAACAUGAACUAUCUGCACAUAAAGGGUGUUUAUUAUGGGGAAGCCGAGUAGUCAUUCCUCAAAGAGGACGCAAAUUUGUCCUAGAUAUGCUACAUGCAGCCCACCCAGGAAUCGUGCGCAUGAAAGCUCUCGCAAGGAGUUAUGUCUGGUGGCCCAGAAUUGACACAGACAUAGAGGAGGCCGUACAUCUGUGUGUCACUUGCCAGAACUCUCAUCACAGCCUCCUUGCAGCUCCAGUGUUUCCUUGGGAGAUUACAAAAAAGCCUUGGUCUAGACUUCAUAUUGAUUUUGCUGGACCAUUCCAGGGGAAGAACUUUCUUGUAGUGGUAGACUCUUUCUCAAAAUGGUUAGAGGUCAUCCUCGUGUCAUCUCAGACAUCAGCUGUGACAAUUUCAGCCCUACGUCAUCUGUUUGCAACACACGGAAUACCAGAUGUUAUUGUAUCAGACAAUGGGACUGCUUUUACUUCUGAGGAGUUUAAGACCUUUACCAAUAACAACUUAAUAAAGGCAGUAACCAUUGCUCCACGUCGACCUCAAGGAAAUGGACAAGCUGAAAGAAUGGUUCAAACUGCGAAGGAUGCACUCAGAAGGAUUACUAAUGGGGACUGGUCAACAAGACUUGCACGAUUCCUUAUAGCUCAGCAUGUUACCCCAUGUCCUACCACAGGUGUCAGCCCUGCUGAGCUUCUGAUGGGGCGGCGCCUUAAAACAUGUCUUGAUCGUCUUAAUCCAGAUCUAACUGAUGAUGUAGAAAGGAAACAGCAACAAAGCCUGGAUUCAGCCCUAUCCUCUAAGACUCUGCGUACAGUUGCUUCUAAUGAUCCAGUGUAUGCCAGGAAUUAUGGGGCUGGUCCAAAGUGGGUCCCUGCAGUAAUAACUGAAGUUACUGGACCUGUGUCAUACAAGGUACAUUGUGAUGAUGGGCAAGAGUGGCACCGUCAUGUUGAUCAGUUGCGGAGGCGUGUUCAGCCAAGUAACAGUACCUUAAUGGAGAGCAUGGGUUGUCCCAAGGUGGUUCCUAGUGACUCUCUUCCAGAUGAAGUGGCUACCCCAUGCAGCCAAGGGACCAAUGAAACCAGUAUUCCACCAGAGAAUGACUCUGCUCCUAUAGAGAAAUGUGAUAACUCCUCCCAAGAUGUCUCUUGGGGUCAGACUUCUGGUUAUGAACGGCCACAACGCAACAGGGUGCCUCCAAAGUGGAUGGACGAUUACGUUAGCUAGGGGGGAGGAGUGUUGUGUACCACUAGAGG